This is a messenger RNA of Chroicocephalus ridibundus (black-headed gull), 4512 nucleotides long. It is a transcript of the gene C10H3orf18, whose product is annotated as chromosome 10 C3orf18 homolog. Bases 574 to 1008 code for a protein of 144 amino acids. The transcript is spliced from 5 exons. Lineage: Eukaryota; Metazoa; Chordata; Aves; Charadriiformes; Laridae. The record is from RefSeq and is a predicted model, not a curated record.
CCCGGCGGGGGGGGGCGCGGCGCUGAAAGGCGGCUGCCUCCGGGGAGGGGCGCGGCGGCGGCGGGCUGGGCCGCGGGGGCGUCCGGCCGCCCUGUCCCGUCCCGCCGGGCGGGGGCUUCCGCGGCCUCUCGGCGGCGGGGAAGGACGGGCGGCGGCGCUCCGCGCUGUGCCCGACCCCGUCAGUGUCCCGGCCGCCCCGGCGAGGCCCGGCCGUCCCCGGUCGGGAGAGGCGCAGCGCUGCGGGUGGCCGGAGCCGCGGAGCCGGCUGCGAGCCCCGGGGCCGAUCCCUCAGCGCCUGGGCAGCGUUUGCGAGCGGGAAGGGCCGUGUGACCCGUUAUCCGUCUGGAAACUUCUCCCCGGGACGGGGAAGGAAUGACUUCCCGCCGGGACAGAGUCCCCCAGCCAGCGGGGGGUGGCACUGCCCGGCAGAAACCACUGAAGAAAAACCAUCAGCGAUAAGGCUACAGGAUAGGUCUCACAUCAGUGUCCUUGAUACGAAGGGCAGCUCUCUGCUUCUGUAGCUGAUGGGUGAGGACAACAGCUUGGUAAAAGGAGCUACCAAGAGCUGGCAGGAUGAGUUACAGCUCACCCUCUGUGCAUGACUUGUAUCACAGCACCACCACCACCACGGCCAAGCCAGACCCAGGGACAACUCUGGAUGCGACUGUACCAGAAACAGCUACCAUAAGCCCUGAGACUACCAGUUUCAAUAGCACCAAAAUCCCAGAUGUUUCCAGCACCGGACCCGGCGUGAGCACAAUGCUGCUGUCCUUCGGGAUCAUUACUGUGAUUGGGUUGGCUGUAGCUAUGGUUCUGUAUAUCAGGAAGAGGAAGAGGUUGGAGAAGCUACGGCACCAGCUCAUGCCCAUGUACAACUUCGAUCCCACCGAGGAGCAGGAUGAACUGGAACAGGAGCUGCUGGAACAUGGGCGAGAUGCAGCAUCUUCCCAGGCAUCGCAGAGCAAGAAAACUGCUGGAGUGUACCCUCACCUCAGUACCUGUUGGUAAUUUGCAUGCCAUUCGAAGGCUGAAGUGUGAAAAACUUGGAAGGACAAGCUCUGCAGGGGUCAAGGUUUACUGCUCCACAGCAUGGAAACUCGGACCUCCUCAGGAAGGGUUGGUGCUUGGUGGAGAAGUCAGGAAGGCCUCGUAGAUCCUGGGCAUCCGGAAUGCAGAAAGACAAAUUCCAACUUGUCUGUUUGCCAUAUUAUCCUUUAACCAGGUGAAUUCCUGGUCAAACUAGGGGUUCAUCAGCGCACCUGCAGCUCUGUCCACGAUAGCCUGCCCACACUGGGGUGAACAUUGUGGGCAGCAGCAUCGGUAGCUCCAUGGUGAUAGUGUUGGUGUAUUUCAGAUUGCUUUCUGUCUCAUCUUCCGUCCGACAGACCCAAAACUUGGGACUAGUUAGGAAAGCUGUCAGAUUAACUGAAGAGGCUAUGCACAGGAGCAGAAUUAAUUGUAUGAAAAGCUAAAUAGUUGUACAGCACACACAAUAAUGUGGGGCAUAAACAGACUCGGCUGUGGAGACUUCAGGAUGUACACAUGAAGCAGAAUUGGCUUGUGUUCCAAUCAAGCCAGUUAUGAGGUACUAUAUGAUAUGCAAGAGGAUGGAAUUAGGUACCAACAUUUGGGCUUAAGGGUCUGUCUUUUUUCCUCCAUGUGUGAUUCCUCCUGCUUAUUCUUCUUUGUUUUCACAUAGAUCUGUGGGUGCUCCUGAAUGGCCAAAUCUUGUUUUAUAAAGCCCAAAACUUCGAUAAAGAUAAACUCACCUUGUCUGGUGAUACGCACGUGUGCUGAGGUUGUUGUGCAUGGACGAGGCAAAGCAUAAGCUUGAGGUGCUACGUUUUAUACCUUUAUUAAAAACAAACUCCAAGGCUAAUUUGCAAGUUGCCAACACUCUUUAUGCCUUCACCAAACCCAUUUAUGAGAAUCUGACAAACUUUGCUAGAUAACAAACCUCCUUCAUUUCCCAUGGUUUGAUCGGACUGUAAUAACCUCUUAUUUUUGACUGAGUCAGACCACAACUGUCAAGCUUAAAAACACUUGAUACGCAUUUGCUUAGAGGUAGGAUUUGGCUACACAGAAAAGAUAACUAACUAUAUGGGAAAUAAAAACUGUUUAUCAUUUCAAAAAAAGAAAACCCAAGUGAUCCCGCGUGAGAUCCUAGCUCUCUGAAGAUGGCUGGAAUUCUGCCCACCUUUAUUAGGCAUUGACUUUCAUUCCAAGUCUCUGCAUAAACAUUGAACCUGAAGCUAUGGACUGGGAUUUCAACUACACACAGAGUAGCUCCUUAUAGUGUGGAAUUUUGCUUGUUCUUCUCAAGCACUUAAAGUUUUAUGGAGACAUGUUUUCUACUGUGGCUUCCCAAUAGAGUAUUAAGAGGUAGCAAAGACUAAUUUAUUUAUUUAUUUAUUUAGUUUAGAAAAGAGAAGGACUUUGUAUGCAUGUCCCAGAGGAAUAGUGCUGACCUAAAGCAAAUGGAUUUACUAUCUAGCUGAGGCAGUUUCCAUCUCUACUCCAUGCCACCAGCUGAGAAUUGUCUGACUGAUGUCAUCAAUUUGAAUCUCUUACAGAUGCAAUCCCUAAUCCAUUUAGGAGAAGCUGACAGUCUAGUCUCACAUUGUAACAGCUAUUGCUCUCAGGUAAUAGGGGUUAAUUAAAUAGGCAGUACAGCCUUGCAAGGAGAGUACUAAACCUGCCAAUUCACCUGAGAAUCAGGUAAAGAAGUUGGUAAAAUCUGUUGGCCUGCCACUGGAGCGGCCUGUGGAUGCAGACAUGAACUGCAGCUGAACUUGUGUGUCCCCUGAAGGAGAGCAGCUCCCUAACCUUAAUUCAGAGGAACACCAGUUGGAUCUUCUCAUGUAACCACCAACAGUUACAGCUUUGUGUGCAUCAUGUCCCACCCGGAUUUAUCCACACAGCAGAAGGGGGUCAAACUCUUGCCAUACCUGGCAGCACGCCUCAUCCUACAGCGUAAAAUUUAGGUAAGUCUCUGUGAUCUAAACCAUUUAAUCCUUGAUUUCUCUGCUAUGUGGUAGAGGACGCACAAAGGUUAUCUGGGAUGCAGUUUUUGGCUGAGACCACCAAACUCCACACACAAGAAACUGCUGUUAGGGCAAACCAGACACCACACAGAAUUAACAGGAUUGGGAUUCUGAUUACUACUAAACUGGGCAGACUGGACAAAAUGACCCAGAAUGAAAACACACCUUUUUUUUUUUUUCCCCUAUUAUCUCUCUCCAAUCAUCUCUUCCUCUUAAUUCUACAUACAUUUUCUUGUGUUAAAUAAAUACCUGCUAAGGGAACAGACCUCUGAUGAAAGGAUAAUAAAUGAGCUCAAUAUAUACUGCUAUUUCAUGGAUUUCUGCUAUGCACUGCCAUAAAUUUAAAGCCAAUUAUGUUCUGUUUAAAUAUUUAACACUGUAAAGCUAGCCAAUUUUACAUCUUGUCAAAGAUAAUUGAAAUACCCACUUUGUCCCUUUAAUAGGCAGGUAGAGCAUCCACGAGAUGGAAAAUACCACCGGGAUUUCACUGUUUGCAACUGGAUAUUGGAAAUACCGUCAGUUCCUCAGAGUUCAGCAAGAUCAGCUCUGACACCGAAAGCACAAAUCUGCAUACAACGUGAGACUGAGAGCAGCCAGCAACGAUCUCAGACCAACUGUCUACUGCUGCCUCCCCAAACUAAAUUGUAUCAGCAAGCUUUUAUUUGCAUAGCUACAACACUACAGGACCCCACAUACGCAUAUUAUGGACUGAAGAUACAACUGAUUUAAACUGAAUCCUGAGGCUGUGCAAGGAAGCAACUUUUGUGUAACUGGUUCUUUACAGACACUCCUUUGAAGUGAUGAAAUCCAGUGGCUGUGACUAAGCUUGUAAACAUUGUGCACUCAGAGUUGCUGUCGGAUUCAGGGGGAGCACCACCAGGCCAAAAGCUAGUUAUUGGAGAUGGCCCUGAGCUGACAGUGCUAGGAUAAAAAUUUAAGAAUGAAUCCCAAGACAUCAGGGUGCAAACUUUCCCCUAAAGUAUCCAAGUUACUGACCACGGGAGCAACAGCAUUAGGUAAGCUGGAAUGGCCAUGAAGGUUUUUCUUUCUGAUAUAGUAAAGAAAGGACUCAAAAGACUGUCUUUCAGAUGCAAUCCCUAUGGGCAACUGAGCAAAACGUAAGCUCUUGGGACUGCUCCAUCCAUCUACCAGAGGUGGUAGGAUACAUAACUUCAGCAAUUAGCUGUGUAAAUAAGUUUCCUUUACUGUAUCUGCGUUACUGAGUCAACGCUACCUUUCUGUUGAACUAUUGCUGUCUGUGGCAGGGCAAGGCACCAUGUUAGCCAAGUAUUUGUAAGAAAGAUUAAUUUCCUCAGAAAAGUUAUACUACAAACUGUGAAAGGCAUCUCUCCAACAAGGCAUUUGCCAUUUCUUCCCCUAAGUCCCUGUUUGUAUGUUUGGGGUAAGCCAGCAGACAACAGGAGAGAAAGCUUGGCCAAAAUUAUCACAAAGGAAGAAUUUGAAGUAU